GUGCAAGCAGAACUGAGAAAGUUCAUAGAGCCGAGGUGCAGGAUGUCCCGUUAAGGAGAAAAAAAAAAUCCUGCAGAGGAGCAGAAGCAACACAAGCAGACGGGGAGAAAGCAGUGCAACCCGGACCGAACGGCAUUCACCACACCUAAGAUAUAGUUAAACUGGGGAAAAUGGGCUUUCCGAUGAUAUUUAACUGUCGUCGGAUUGUUCUCAAAGUGUUUUUGGUUCAGUUCAUCGCCUUACAAGCAACAUAUGCUGCCCCUUCGCCUAUUAUCAGAUUUCCUGGAGACGAUACUACUCCCAAAACAGACAAAGAAGUUGCUCUGCACUAUCUGAAUAAGUUCUAUGGAUGCCCACAAGACAGAUGCAACCUCAUGGUGCUCAAGGACACCCUGAAGAAAAUGCAAAAGUUCUUCUCCCUGCAAGAAACUGGAGAGAUUGAUGCCAAAACUGUGGAUAUCAUGAAAAAGCCCCGUUGCGGAGUCCCAGAUGUGGCCAAUUACAACUUCUUCCACAGGAAACCCCUGUGGCAGCAGAAAGACAUCACUUACAGAAUCCUUGGAUACAGUCCCGACCUGGAUGAGGAAGUCAUAAAUGACGCUUUCUUCAGAGCCUUCAAAGUGUGGAGUGACGUGACCCCUCUCACAUUCACUCGCUUAAUGGACGGAGAGGCCGACAUCAUGAUUAAUUUUGGCCGCAAUGAGCACGGAGAUGGUUACCCAUUCGACGGCAAAGAUGGCCUCCUGGCUCAUGCCUUUGCUCCAGGGCCAGGCAUCGGGGGAGACUCCCACUUUGAUGAUGAUGAGCAGUGGACGCUGGGAGAUGGCCAAGUGGUGAAGGUGAAGUAUGGCAAUGCUGAUGGGGAGUUCUGUAAAUUCCCCUUCCUGUUCAUGGGCACUGAGUACAACAGCUGCACACCUCAGGGCCGUGACGACGGCUUCCUGUGGUGCUCGACCACUUACAACUUCGAAGAAGACGGCAAAUAUGGCUUCUGCCCCCAUGAAUUACUAUUCACCAUCGGUGGAAACGCAGAGGGCGCUGCAUGUAAAUUCCCCUUCACCUUUCAGGGAGAGAAGUAUGACGCAUGCACCACUCAGGGCAGGGAUGAUGGUUACCGCUGGUGUGCCACCACCGAGGACUACGACCAGGACACCACCUUCGGGUUCUGCCCUGAAACUGCCAUGUCGACAGUGGGAGGAAACGCAGAGGGAAGCCCCUGUGUCUUCCCCUUCACCUUCUUAAGUGACACCUAUGAGGCCUGUACCUCAUCCGGACGCAGCGAUGGCAAGAUGUGGUGCGGUACCACCAAGAGCUAUGAUGAUGACCGCAAAUGGGGUUUCUGCCCUGACCAAGGCUACAGUUUGUUCCUGGUGGCUGCCCAUGAGUUUGGUCAUGCUCUUGGCUUGGAACACUCUCAGGACCCCGGAGCUUUGAUGGCCCCCAUUUACACUUUCACUAAAGACUUCAGACUUUCUAAUGACGACAUCACAGGCAUCCAGGAGCUCUACGGUGGGUCGUCAGACAAGCCUUUGUCUCCAACCCAGGGUCCAGUCACUCCAAUGGACAUCUGUAAAGAGCCAGUUAUCUUUGAUGCUAUAGCACAGAUCAGAGGAGAGACCUUCUUCUUCAAGGACAGGUUCCUGUUCAGGUCAGUCAACUUCAGAAGCAAGCCCACUGGCCCCAUGCUGGUGGGCACCUACUGGCCAGACCUGCCUUCCAAAAUAGACGCUGCCUAUGAAAACCCAGUGGAGGAAAAAACAGUGUUCUUCUCAGGCAAUGAGCUGUGGGUCUACAAAGCAGAUGCGCUGCAGUCAGGCUACCCCAAGAAGCUCUCCAGCCUUGAACUCCCCACAGACCUGCAGCAUAUCGACGCUGCCUUCAACUUUAGGAAGAACAGGAAGACUUACCUGUUUGCUGGGGACAAAUUCUGGAGAUACAAUGAAGAAACGAAGAGAAUGGACCCCGGCUUCCCAAAACUUAUUGCUGAUUCCUGGAAUGGCCUCCCAGAUGGCAUUGACUCAUCAUUCAGCCUUAAUGGCAUUGAUUACAGCUACUUCUUCAAAGGAAACCACUAUUUCAAACUGGAAGACAGCAGCUUGAAGAUUGUCAAGUUGGGUGAAAUUACAAAGGACUGGCUUGGUUGUUGAGCAUUUCCAAAACAUCUCACAACUGGCUAAAUCCUGUAACGACAUCCGGCCUCAUGAGGACAUUGCCUUAGUAUCGCACAAAACUUGAGGUCGCCGCAGUGCACACUGUUGUAGGUUUUUAUUCUGGCAACUCUGCACGCUUCUGUGGGAGACGUGUCCCUUCCAGACUGUAUAACCAGCCUCCGGCUUUGUAGACGGGCACCUCUGGAUCCUCUACACAGGCUGAACAUAGGCAACUGGAUAUAUUACUGUGUGAUGUUGACAUUUUAUUUGUUAUGCUGAUGCAGAUUUAUUUCAAUAUGUACCCCCCCAGUUUUAUUGUUUUAUAGUUUUUUUAAUUAGUUUUUUAAAAACUCAGACAUCAGGUAUGUCAACACUGCAUGAGACGCAGUGCUACACUGUGCUGUGAGAUAUUGCCGUUUUAUGCAAAUUUAAUUCUGUUUUACACCUUAUGAGGAAUCCAUGUUGGCUUGGAGUUACUUCUAUGUCCAGUGUACUAAGUGCAGUUUUAUAAAUGUAUCACUUUUAAUUAAUUUUCUCAUUGUUGUUUAAUACAUUUGACAAAAUGAAUUGUUUGACCGAAAAUGGUGCUUUAGAGAUUGCUUUUUGCCUAUAGUCCUACAUAUAUAUAUACAUUUUAUAUUCUGUGUAACUAUGUCUGAAUACUUUGCAUUCUCUGGAUGUUAGAAAGUGGUAUUCAAAGGCACACAUUAUUCUUCAUUUGGUUAGCACUUUGUAGAGGACUAUAUAAGGGAACUGCUCAAUAUGGAGACCUCCAUGUUGCGUUUCUCUUCACUAACGGUACAGGGAGAUUAAAGGCACAGGUUGCCACUAGAAGCUGUAUUGGUUUGCUGCAUGAUGGAGUCAUGACGAGUACCGCAGUAGUAUUGUAUAAUAAUCUCUUUUUUUAUAUUCUCUUUUUGUCUCUUGGGUUUUAACAACACAGUUGUGUUUUGUGUUGUUCUAAUGCUUGUGCACUUUGUUACUGUCAUCAAUAAAGAUGGUCAAUAUAA
This is a messenger RNA of Cottoperca gobio, 3160 nucleotides long. RefSeq names its product matrix metallopeptidase 2 (gene mmp2). Bases 171 to 2147 code for a protein of 658 amino acids. Gene Ontology annotation, molecular function: metalloendopeptidase activity; zinc ion binding. NCBI's taxonomy places the organism in Eukaryota, Metazoa, Chordata, Actinopteri, Perciformes, Bovichtidae. Gene Ontology annotation, cellular component: extracellular matrix. The transcript has 13 exons. Gene Ontology annotation, biological process: response to hypoxia; collagen catabolic process; proteolysis. The record is from RefSeq and is a predicted model, not a curated record.